CUUCGACCGACGCGACAUGGGCACAUCACCCUCUCUCCCACCUCGUCUUCCCACCACCACCGAUCUAACGAGCAAGGAAGGGAGACUUCCUCGGGACCCCACCCCGCCGCCCACCCCUUUCUCCACCUCGCGGGCGGACGGGAUCGCCGACGCCGCCAUGGCCUCCACCUCCUCCAAGUACGCGAAGCACCGUCGGAUCGGAGAGGACGAAGAGGAGGAGGAGGAGCCUGAAGAGGAGCUCGAGCGGUUUGAUGAUUUCACCAUCGCUUCAUCAUGGGAGAGGUUUAUAUCUGAGAUAGAGGCUAUUUGUCGUCAAUGGUUAGCAGAUGGCCCAAAGAUCUUGAUGGCGAAAGGUGCAGAGAGCGUGCCUUCCUUCGAAAACUUGUACAUGGUCAAGCGUGAUUUGAAGCAUGGGAAAAGAGUAUACUGUAUGGAGUAUCAUUUCAUGAAAUCUGCAAAAGGGAAAUAUUCAUACUGGAAUGAUGAUACACAUAGCACACAACUAUCUUUUGGAGUAGACGACUUUCUGAUAAUUGCUCCCUUGAGUGCCAGCGGUGUUGUUCUUGAUGAUCCUGAAUCAACUAAGCUUUUGAGUUCUAUAGCGAUUGCUUUGUCUAAUUGUGGCAGCAAUUGGCCAGCAUUUGUACCGGUGCAUGACCCUUCACGGAAAGCAUACAUUGGAAUCCAAAAUAUGGGAACUGUAUUUACUCGAAGAUUUGAAGCUGAUCGAAUUGCUAGCCAGGUCCCGAUACGACUGAUGCAUCUGGAGGGGUUACAUGAGCUAUUUCUGUCAAAGUUUGUUCUAUCUUCAUCAGAUUUUCCAGCAAAGGUAAAGGUAAACUUCUCUAUGAAGCUUACCUACAGAACUCCUGAAUAUGAAUACGAUCAUGAGGAGACUUUGGAUUCUGAAGCAACUGAGACAAUAGCAGAAAGUGAAGUUCCAACCCAACCCAGAAAACAAUGGGAUGAUGAUUGCCCUUGGGCAGAGUGGUACUCUGCUGAGGAUCCUGUUAAAGGUUUUGAGUUGACUGCCAUUUGGGGAGAGAAAAUGUUCGAAGAGAGCCUUGAGAUGGCUGAGGUCGAAAAUGCUUCGUCGUUUGAUGCUGAUAGCUGGCUUCUUCACCCAGUUGUGUCUCCAUACAUGGUUGAUGAUUCUAUUGGAAAGUUUGUUGGGUUUGCAUCCCAGUUAUAUCUUCUGGUAAAUGCGUUUGAAUCGUCAGGGGAGGCACAAUUUUUGGAAGAUUUUGUUGCAGAUAAUUCAGGUCAGGACAAUUCAAAAUCUUUGGUUACUGUGCCUCCGCCUUCUGUCAUUGACCGUGUUAUGAAAGAUCUUUUCAAUGAUGAGGCUGGAAUCUCAAAUUACGUGGAAGCAGAAAAUAAACAUGGCCGCGCUUUGAAAGGAGCACCUUCAGAUUCUCUCUUUGCCCAGUUUUGUUUGCAUGCAUUGUGGUUUGGCAACUGCAAUAUACGGGCAAUAGCAGUCUUGUGGAUUGAUUUUGUGCGUGAAAUUCGUUGGUGCUGGGAGGAAUCAGAACGACUGCCGAGGAUGAAGAGCACUUCUAAAAUUGACCUCUCCACUUGUCUGAUCCACCAGAAACUACAAAUGCUUGCGAUAUGCAUCGAAAGAAAAAAAUCGUUGAAUUGUGAGAAGGAUACUGAUCUUGCAAAUAAAGAAGGGAUUUCAAAUAGCACGGCACCAAGUAAAAUUCGUAAAGGAUCAGCAGGUGUUGUCCCUUCAAUGAUGCUCAUAAAUAUAUUUCAGGAAAUGCAUGCUCCAUAUACUCAGGAUGCACCUUUGAUGACAGAAGAUAUGCAUGAAGAAAGGCUCCAUGCAGCUGAAGCUUUUGGCAAUGCUGUUGGUUUAUCUGGUCAACUGGAAAGGGAUAUAUUAUCUUCUGAUAUGUCUGCUUUUAAAGCCGCAAACCCAGAUGCUGCCUUUGAAGAUUUUAUUCGGUGGCAUUCACCUGGUGACUGGGUGAGUGAGGAGGACAAAGCCGAUGGUAAUUCCACAUGGCCACCCAAAGGAAGGCUUUCUCAGCGUAUGUCUGAACAUGGAAAUAUGUGGCGCAAAAUUUGGAACGAUGCUCCAGCCUUGCCUGUCUCUGAACAGAAAUCCUUGCUUGAUUCUAUUCGAGAAGGAGAAAAGGUGGUUCAUUACCUUGAAACUUUGAGACCGCAACAGCUCCUUGAGCAAAUGGUUUGCACUGCUUUCAAAUCAUCAGCUGACAUUCUGAACAAGACCUCAUACGGUAGCUUUAAAUUAAUGAAGACUAAAAUGGAUCAACUAUAUGCUACAAUGGCGUCAACAUUGAAGUCUCUUCAAGGGAAAUCCGACAUAAGUGAUUUGGCUGGAGACUUGAAGCAACUUUGUCAAGUUUUCGAGCACAUCGAGAAGUUACUGAUUUUUGCUGCUUCGGUACACCGAAAACUUAUAGAUGCUCCACGACUGGCUCAAUCAAUAUUUAGUGACUACUUCAAUUACUAUCUUCCAAAAAUGGGAACCAGUUUGGAAAGUAUUUGCUAUGAAAGUGAGUUCACUACUAAGGAAAAGGUUGGGAUGCUUGAGAGAGAUGCUGUAUCAAGCCUGUUUCGCCCUCCUACUGCUAAUCAGUCAUGGAGGAAAGUUCUGAGCAUGGGAAAUCUUUUGAACGGUCAUGAGCCAAUACAGAGAGAGAUUGUAUUCUCAGUCAUGGAGAGAGUAAGCAACGGUCACUAUUCGAGCCCAACACCGUUGUGUACAGAUGAACAGGUCGAGACACACCGGAUGUAUAUAUCUGGUACAUCUAAUGAUCUCUGGGUUGCAUUAUCUGUGACAUCCUGGGAUUGAGCAGCUCAUACAUACAGAAGAGGAACCGAUGGCAGUUAGCCUGCUGUUUUGAUAGUGCAGAUGUACCAGUUAAUAGGUCGGGAUGUUCGAGUGUACUUGGUCGAAGCAUGGCAUGUCAAUGAUGGUGGAGGCCUGAAGCUCAAACAC
Molecule: messenger RNA, 2974 nt
Organism: Brachypodium distachyon (stiff brome)
Lineage: Eukaryota; Viridiplantae; Streptophyta; Magnoliopsida; Poales; Poaceae
Product: rab3 GTPase-activating protein catalytic subunit
Exons: 21
Coding region: 17-2827 (936 amino acids)
Biological process (GO): positive regulation of GTPase activity
Molecular function (GO): GTPase activator activity
Source: RefSeq, a predicted model, not a curated record